This is a messenger RNA of Colletotrichum godetiae, 531 nucleotides long. RefSeq lists its product as uncharacterized. The transcript has 2 exons. Bases 55 to 399 code for a protein of 114 amino acids. The record is from RefSeq and is a predicted model, not a curated record. NCBI's taxonomy places the organism in Eukaryota, Fungi, Ascomycota, Sordariomycetes, Glomerellales, Glomerellaceae.
AGCCGGCUCAAUUUUAGCUCGGGCGUGUGUCCCGAAGGAUGGACGUAUUAUAGCAUGGUCCAUACAUAUGCCUUGGGCCCUACAACAGCUUACUGCUGCGAUAGUGGAUUCAACUACACUUGGGUCGAUGGGUUGGCGUGCGCUGCAUGGGGUCUCAAGACCGAAGCCCUUCCCAACCCCGAGGACGCGAAAUCGGACCAAGUGCUCAUGAUACAUACACCCUGGACAGUGACUUGGUAUGCAUCUGAUACUGCGAUCUUGACUCCAAAGCUACCGACUUUGGCGAGCCUAAUGAUAAUACUAACGUGGACAACUGGUCAGACAAUCCCGGAUGGAGUUUAUGACUACAAACCGCCGAGACUUGAGAGUGGUCCUGACUUUACAAAGAUAGUCUUUUGAUGUUCCUAGUUGCUGGAAUUCCUGUGAUUGUGUUCGUGUUGAUCUGCUCAUGCGUCUUUUGCUGCAUAAGGAGCUGCAGAAAGAAGAGGCGGCAGAAAAAAGCUGCGAUUGUUGCGGCAACGAACGACGCAC